AUUCGGCAUUAGUCGUGAAAGAAUUUUGAUAAGAGACGUCACAGAAUCGUGCAAUUAGUCAAAAGUUUUCAAAGACAAAUAAUUCAUUUGUAGCGUUCUUUAAAAGAAACUAUAUCACAUUGCGUAGGUUCGGGAUCUGUUAUCAAUAGAGUUGUCAUAAUAGAAUAAAUUGUGUUUUUAACACGAAAUAUUGAAUUGAAAAGUAGUUGCCUUAUAUGUGUGCUUUUAAAAGAAUCGUAUAGAAUACUUCGAACCGAGGCUGAGGGUUCGUUCAGGGUCUGACUGAAUGGUCUGUACAUUGUGAAAAACAUGCCUCUGUUCGGAAAGUCUCAAAAGAGUCCGGCGGAGGUGGUAAAAGCUCUUAAGGAAGCAGUAAAUGCAUUGGAGCGUGGUGAUAAGAAGGUAGAAAAGGCUCAAGAGGAUGUCAGUAAAAAUUUGGUACAUAUAAAAAAUAUGCUUUAUGGAACAGCUGAAACAGAGCCUCAAGCAGAUAUUGUUGUUGCCCAAUUGGCCCAAGAAUUGUAUAAUAGUAAUUUGUUGCUUCUACUUGUGCAAAAUCUUAGUCGCAUAGAUUUUGAGGGAAAGAAGGAUGUUGCUCAAGUAUUUAAUAAUAUAUUACGGAGACAAAUUGGAACCAGAUCUCCAACAGUAGAGUAUAUAUGUACUAAACCAGAAAUAUUGUUUACUCUCAUGUCUGGAUAUGAGCACCAAGACAUUGCUUUAAACUGUGGCACUAUGUUAAGAGAAUGUGCAAGAUAUGAGGCCUUGGCAAAAAUCAUGAUCUAUUCGGACGACUUUUACAAUUUUUUCAGAUACGUUGAAGUGUCAACAUUCGACAUAGCUUCCGACGCGUUUUCUACGUUCAAAGAAUUACUUACCAGGCAUAAAAUACUGAGCGCUGAGUUUUUAGAAAUUAAUUACGAUAAAGUUUUCUCUCAUUAUCAAAGGUUAUUGAAUUCAGAAAACUAUGUUACGCGACGACAAAGUUUGAAACUGCUAGGGGAACUCUUACUCGAUAGACACAAUUUUACCGUAAUGACACGAUAUAUUUCGAAUCCUGAUAAUUUGAAAUUGAUGAUGAAUAUGCUCAAAGAAAAAUCACGUAAUAUUCAGUUUGAAGCGUUUCAUGUUUUUAAGGUAUUCGUGGCGAAUCCAAAUAAACCGAAACCAAUCUUAGAUAUAUUACUGCGUAAUCAGGAAAAAUUAAUCGAAUUCUUGACGCGCUUCCACACUGACCGUUCCGAAGACGAACAGUUCAAUGAUGAGAAGGCGUAUCUUAUUAAGCAGAUUAAAGAACUUAAGUCUGUACAUGAGAAUUAAGUCCAAAAUACAAGUUAUUGCUACAGCUACCGUUAA
Molecule: messenger RNA, 1356 nt
Organism: Bombus terrestris (buff-tailed bumblebee)
Lineage: Eukaryota; Metazoa; Arthropoda; Insecta; Hymenoptera; Apidae
Gene: Mo25
Product: protein Mo25
Exons: 8
Coding region: 310-1320 (336 amino acids)
Biological process (GO): intracellular signal transduction
Molecular function (GO): protein serine/threonine kinase activator activity
Source: RefSeq, a predicted model, not a curated record